Messenger RNA from Pimephales promelas (fathead minnow), 1496 nucleotides. It is a transcript of the gene gid8a, whose product is annotated as GID complex subunit 8 homolog a (S. cerevisiae). NCBI's taxonomy places the organism in Eukaryota, Metazoa, Chordata, Actinopteri, Cypriniformes, Leuciscidae. Gene Ontology annotation, molecular function: protein binding. The record is from RefSeq and is a predicted model, not a curated record.
GUCAGAAAAUGGCUGAACAAUCCUGUUUGCAAGUCUCACGCGCUGUUAUGUUUCAUGCUCUCGGGGCUUGUUAAUUCUAAUACCCAGAUAAAAGCGAAACAUAUUUAAUGCGAAUUUCAUACCUUAUUGGCGAGUUUAAAAAAUAAAUAAAUGUAUAACCUGUCAGCCAGGUGCAUAAAUGUCACCAUUGCAACAUCUCUUUACGCGGUUUGCUGGCCAGUGAGCCGCUUGCUUCUCUGUUGUGCUGUCUAGGAGCAGAAACACCGCGAAAAUAUGAACGUGCACAGUGCAGUUCAUUCAUUUAGCGUCAAACUCAAACAUUGUAAUCUUAGAUUAAUUAAAAGUAGGUUUCCUUUUUUUGUUUUUGAUAACAUGGACAGCCAGACCCAGCGUGCACUAAAUUAAUCAAACCUUUUCUCUGCCUAUUACUUUUAAAUCAUAUCCAUGAUGAGUUAUUCGGAAAAGCCUGAGGAUAUUACAAAAGAGGAAUGGUUGGAUAAGCUUAAUAAUGUGCACAUUCAGAGGGCGGAUAUGAACAGGCUUAUCAUGAACUAUCUAGUAACAGAGGGAUUUAAAGAAGCUGCAGAGAAGUUCCGUAUGGAAUCCGGGAUUGAACCGAACGUGGAUCUGGACUCUCUUGAUGAGAGAAUAAAGAUCAGGGAAAUGGUUCUGAAAGGUCAGAUCCAGGAAGCCAUUGCUCUCAUUAACAGCCUCCACCCAGAGCUGCUUGACACCAAUCGAUACCUCUACUUUCACCUUCAGCAGCAGCAUCUGAUUGAGCUCAUCCGUUUGCGGGAGACUGAGGCAGCGCUGGAGUUUGCGCAGUCGCAGCUGGCCGAACAGGGAGAGGAGAGUAGAGAAUGUCUUACUGAGAUGGAGCGGACACUGGCCCUGCUCGCCUUUGAUAACCCCGAAGAAUCGCCAUUUGGAGACCUGCUCAACAUGAUGCAGAGGCAGAAGGUGUGGAGCGAGGUAAACCAGGCUGUUCUAGACUAUGAGAACAGGGAAUCUACUCCAAAAUUAGCAAAGCUGCUGAAACUUUUACUGUGGGCCCAAAACGAACUGGACCAGAAAAAAGUGAAAUACUCCAGAAUGACAGACCUUAGCAAGGGAACCAUUGAGGACCCUAAGUAGAGACUGUAAUUCACAUGGACUUUUUUUUGGUUCUAUUUAUGAAUGGUCAGUGACUGGAUGGCAAAUAUAAAUCUCUCUCUAUAUAUAAUGAUUUUUUUUCUUGAUGCCUCUAUAAAAAAGUCAUUUAAGCAACCUUAUAUGAUUUUAUUUCAAACAAAAGUAUACUGAUUAAUAACAGUAAAACUAGAUGUUAUUUCAAUCUACCAUUUACUAUACUGGUAGCCUAUUUUCUGAAGAACAGGAAUAUUCCUAUGGUAAUGUUGUUUGGUUUCAGCAUUUUCAGUUUGUGUUUUGUGUCUUUUAUUAUUUCCCCCUCCCCAUGUUCUUCACUCUUUUCACAUACAAUAUACUGUGUCCUCAUU